Molecule: messenger RNA, 2258 nt
Organism: Leptopilina boulardi
Lineage: Eukaryota; Metazoa; Arthropoda; Insecta; Hymenoptera; Figitidae
Product: NAD-dependent protein deacylase sirtuin-5, mitochondrial-like
Exons: 5
Coding region: 184-981 (265 amino acids)
Molecular function (GO): protein-succinyllysine desuccinylase activity; NAD+ binding; protein-malonyllysine demalonylase activity
Source: RefSeq, a predicted model, not a curated record
UAUAAAUAUUCACGCAUGUGAUUUUGUGGUCAAAUGUCAAAAUUAAAAUUUUAAAACAAUAGCUAAAAUAUAUUGUGUUAUUUUUGAAUUGUAGGCGCAUUAAUCAGUAAACUGAUGACGAUAAAAGACUAACCUUUUUUUUGAAUAUAAAAUAAAUAAGAUAUAGAAAUAAAGAAGAAAAAAAUGAACGUCAUGAAGUCCUUUCGCGAAACACUUUUAAAUUCAAAACAUGUUCUAAUUUUGAGUGGAAGUGGUAUUUCGGCAGAAUCUGGAAUUCCAACUUUUCGUGGAGCUGGAGGUUUUUGGAGAAAAUAUAAAGCUGAAAAUCUUGCUACACCUGAAGCUUUUGCGUCUAAUCCAUCUUUGGUUUGGGAAUUUUAUGAAUAUCGACGAACUGUUGCAGCUCAGGCACAACCAAAUAAAGCACAUGAAGCAAUUGCGGAAUUUCAAAAAAGAUUAAAAAAGGAUAAUAGAAUUGUUUCCAUUGUAACACAAAAUAUAGAUGGACUUCAUCAAAAAGCAGGUGCUGAAAACGUUGUCGAACUUCAUGGUUCUCUUUUAAAAACUCAAUGUACAAAGUGCAAAACAGUCGAAAAAAAUGAAUGUAUACCAAUUUGUCCUGCUUUAGAAGGAAAGGGAUCUCCUGAUCCAAAAGCACAAUCAUCUGAUAUACCUGUAAAAGAUUUACCCAGAUGUAAUAAUUGUGGUGGUCUUCUAAGGCCUCAUAUUAUUUGGUUUGGUGAAAACCUUGACCAGCAAGUUUUAUCAAAGGCUUAUGAUGCUGUUGAAUCAUGCGAUGCUUGUUUAGUUAUUGGAACUUCGUCAGUGGUAUAUCCCGCAGCAAUGUUUGCACCUCAAGUUGCCCAACGAGGUGUUUCAGUAGCUGAAUUUAAUAUUGAAACUACUCCUGCAACUCGAGAUUUCCAAUAUCAUUUUGAUGGACCAUGCUCCGUUACAAUUCCUGAGGCAUUAUCUCCUUAGUAAUAAUUUUAAGUCUAUUUUUUUUACAGUAAAACCUCUCAUGAUAAAAAGAAUAGAAAAUCAAUUUUUACAAAUUGAUUAAAUAUUUAAUGUUUUUAAAAAAAUUAAAUUCUAAAAAAUUGACGAAGGUUUUAUUAAAUAUUUAUUCAAGACAGGCAAUUUUUAAAUAUAUUUUAUUUAGAUAAUUAUGAAAAAUAGGAUCAUAGAAUGUUUUACUUUUAUUGACUUGUAAACAUGAAAAAACAUUUAUUUAUACUUUUCGCAAGGAAUGGGGAAAUAAAGGAAUCAUUGUUAUAUGAUUUGUUUUUAUCAAAUAUUAUAUUGAAUAGAUUAACCACAAUGAAGAAAAUAUACAGUAUACAGACAAUGGUUUCAAGAAAGGAAACAAUAAAAUAAAUGCGUUUCCUACCUUAAAAGGUAAUUGCAAAGUUUGGGAUAUAAAAGUUUACAGAUUUCGUUUCUUUUUCGGAUCGUUCCUAAAAUAAAGCGCAAUAUAGAUUUGUCGCAUACAUAUUGUCAUAUACACGUAGAUCUCUUUCUUACGUGUUUCAACAGUUACCAAUAAUAAUAUUUUUUUUUUUUUUUUUUUAUAAAUGACAAACAAAGGAUUUGAAAUUACAUAUACAAAAAUUUCAAGGAUUUAAAUAAAAUAUACUCAAUACUCUUCUUGGCAGUAUUUUAAAUAUUUCAAUUGAUACAAAAUAUAUGUAUAUCGAUGCGUAUUUCAAAAACACGCCAUUUUUAAAUCUAAUAUACAUUUUGUAUAUUGGAUUGAAUAAAAACCUAUGUAUUUGAAAUACAGCCCGCCCCGUUGACGGUAUUCUACUGAUCUGAUGUUUCAGCGUUCGUUUGAAGCAUCGUCAGUAAUUUUAUAUAUAGAAAAAGAUAUGAACCGCAAAGCGUCUACGGAGAUAAACGUAUGAAAAGUACGAAGAAAUUGUUAAGUUCGUGGGCAGAGAACAUUCAAAAAGAAAAAAAAAGGAAAACUUAACGAAAAGGCGUUUUUUUUUAAAAACAAUUCAUUCUCAUAUAAUAUCAUUCAUUAGGCAGAAUUCCUUCGCUACUUUUAUCCAUUUACAGCAUUUACACCGUUUACAAUUCGUAAAUACGUGAGCACGUACGUCUAAUGUUCUUUCAUAAUGAUACAAUAGUUCGUACGUUCCCUCGUGACGAAAAAAACGGCUAGACAUAUCGUUUACGAUUACCUAAUACGCUUAGCUGGCUGAUAUCAAUAGUAAUAUACCUAUAUGUAUUAACAUAUGUUUUUUUUUUUUUUU